Saccostrea cuccullata (small rock oyster) is the source of this 841-nucleotide messenger RNA. Its product is annotated as protein CMSS1-like. The transcript is spliced from 7 exons. Gene Ontology annotation, cellular component: 90S preribosome; nucleus. Bases 23 to 838 code for a protein of 271 amino acids. The record is from RefSeq and is a predicted model, not a curated record. NCBI's taxonomy places the organism in Eukaryota, Metazoa, Mollusca, Bivalvia, Ostreida, Ostreidae.
UUUUGUAUGACAACAAACAGGCAUGGCUGAUAAUUUAGAAGAUGAGUGGUGGGAAACUGACAAUCGUGUUCAAAAUAACAAAAUAGAAGAAAACAGUUCAGACGAAGGAGAACAGAAGAAUACAGGUGAAGUCUCCAACAAGAGAUCAGCUGAGGAGGAGGGGGAAGACCAGGGGAAUAGAACUAAAAAGAAACAAAAACGCAAAAGAAAGAAGAUAACUACAGAAUUAAAAGAGAAAGGAAAAUCAUCCAGAGCGAGUCCUACUGAUGUCAUUGACCUACUUUCUAAACACUUUGAGGGAAAACUUUCUCCCGUGGAGUUGGAUGAAAUAAAGCUUGAUCCAGACAGUGAUUUUUAUGUCAGCAGUGAAUCUGACCACACCCCUAGCUCCUACCUGAGAACUAUACUCCCUAAAUGGAAGAAGCUGGUCAAGUCUAGUGGUGACCUCAAACCUGGCUCUCCAUUGGUCCUCAUUAUAACAUCCUCUGCCAUCCGAGCAGUUCAGCUCAACAGGGAUAUAACAGAUUUCAAAACAGAAGAGUGCAAAUGUGCGAAACUGUUUGCAAAACACUUCAAAAUAGAAGAACAACAGAAAUAUCUGUCUAAGAAUGUUUGUCACAUAGGACUGGGUACACCAAACAGAAUCUGCAGCCUCAUCAAAAAUGGUUCAUUACACCUGGACAGUGUAAAGAGUGUAGUGUUGGACUGGAACUGGAGAGACAAGAAAUUCAAACGAAUGGCAGACAUUAUAGAUCUCCGGAUAGACUUAAUGGUUUUACUGCAGACUUUUAUCAUUCCCCAUAUCCAUGCCAACAAAUGUAAAAUAGGCAUUCUCUGAUUA